This is a messenger RNA of Pseudocercospora fijiensis CIRAD86, 1368 nucleotides long. RefSeq lists its product as uncharacterized. The transcript is spliced from 2 exons. Bases 1 to 1368 code for a protein of 455 amino acids. Lineage: Eukaryota; Fungi; Ascomycota; Dothideomycetes; Mycosphaerellales; Mycosphaerellaceae. The record is from RefSeq and is a predicted model, not a curated record.
AUGACCGAGUUCGCGAGCGACGCGCCGAUCGCGUCGGCCGCGCAAAGCAACAACCAGCGCACUCCUUCCGCCGCAGAGGGAAAGAGGCGCAGCAACCGAAACCGCAAUCGCAAUCAAGUCGAUGGCGCUAUGUCAGAUGGUGCGCUUGUCAAUUCUACUUCCUCGCCGCAGAAGACCCACAGGCAACGCCGGAGUGUAGCUAUCGCAGCAGCAGGACAGCAGAAGUCCCUUCAACAGAACCCAUACAUGGGCAAUGGAAAUAGCGCAAAACAGAGACCUGUAUCUUAUGCAGGCAAUCAGAUGCUGGCCACGCCUGCAAAAGAGAGGGCGUACGCGGGACCUACAUUCCAGGCUUCACCAGCCGCUUCAGCUCUGCCUAUGCCCAAAUUUAGCAGAUCAGUGCCGAACGGCGGUCGUCCAUCGUCGCUGUCAGCCAAGCUUGCUGGCGAGAAAACUCCAGAAGCAGAGCAGUCCUCACCAGAGGCCGACAUUGUCAAGCCCACUGCUCCUCCGGAUGAAGGUCAUAAGUCGCCAUUAGACCUGUUCUUCCAGGCGGACAAGGCAGAGAGGGAGCAAGCAAGAGCAUUGAGUCAGCCUUCGUUGUCACCGGAAUUCGCAAAGCGACCUGCGACGAUGCCCAGGAAUCCGUUCCAACAAUCUGGACGAAGCAUAUUCUUGAGCGAGCUCGAUGGAGACAAUGCUAUGCCUAGUCCUCGAACAGUGCCUCCAAACACUAGUAGACCACCGUAUGCAGAACGAGCGAUCUCCUCUCCUGGUAUUCCUGCUCGACAUCAAGAGUUCGACCAGGAACGACGUGACUCCACCAAAGCGCUCAAGGACAUGUUAUUUCAGACCGCCAACGGCUCGAACACAAGCACUCCACAAAACCAAUCACGAACCAAUUCAGGACAGCAUACUCCCGAUGGCGUUUUCGGCUCGCCAUCACCGGGUCUGCAACCCAGUUGUGGACCAAGCACUCCACGACCAGCUUCGGAGCAGCAACAACAACAGAAUCACUACUCCCUCCACUAUGGCAAUCGAAAUCUGUCACCUCUGUUCAAAGCCGCUCGUUCUGACUCAUCAACUCGACCGACUUCUGGCCUCCGGCAAGAGGUUCCUAGCGACACCUCAUCCAAUGCUGACUCUGUUGUUGCUGUUGGAGAUCCGAAUAGCCCGAACACCUUUGCACGCAACUAUCUUAAUCAGACGGCACGUACGGCUGGUCCCGCUGAGCUGCCUCCUUUUCCUUACAACAAUCACUCUGCUUCGUUCAAUACUCCUGCCAUGCAGCGCGGCGGCACGGAGCAAAAUGCCGAUGCCGGGAGCCAAUUAAGCGCUCCGCGGGCUCUCCUACUGGAGGAGGUCUGA